Molecule: messenger RNA, 2066 nt
Organism: Suncus etruscus (white-toothed pygmy shrew)
Lineage: Eukaryota; Metazoa; Chordata; Mammalia; Eulipotyphla; Soricidae
Product: transcription factor E2F6
Exons: 1
Coding region: 1-921 (306 amino acids)
Biological process (GO): regulation of transcription by RNA polymerase II
Cellular component (GO): RNA polymerase II transcription regulator complex
Molecular function (GO): DNA-binding transcription factor activity, RNA polymerase II-specific; RNA polymerase II cis-regulatory region sequence-specific DNA binding; protein dimerization activity
Source: RefSeq, a predicted model, not a curated record
AUGAGUCAGCAGAAGCCGCAGCAGCAGCAGCAGCAGCACAAGCAGCAGCACAAGCAGCAGCCGAAGCUGCAGCAGAAGCAGCAGCCGCCGGCGCGCAGACUGCCCAGCCUGCUCGUGGACCCCGCGCAGGAGACAGUGCGCCGCCGCUGCAGGGACCCCAUCAACGUCGAGGGCCUGCUGCCAUCAAAAAUAAGAAUUAAUUUAGAAGAUAAUGUACAAUAUGUGUCCAUGAGAAAAGCUCUAAAAGUGAAGAGACCUCGUUUUGAUGUAUCACUGGUUUAUUUAACUCGAAAAUUUAUGGAUCUUGUCAGAUCUGCCCCUGGGGGCAUUCUUGACUUAAACAAGGUUGCAACAAAACUGGGAGUACGAAAGCGGAGAGUCUAUGACAUCACCAACGUCUUAGAUGGAAUAGAGCUGGUUGAGAAGAAAUCCAAGAAUCAUAUUCGAUGGAUAGGAUCAGAUUUGAGCAAUUUUGGAGCAGUCCCGCAACAAAAGAAGCUACAGGAAGAGCUUUCCAACUUGUCAGCGAUGGAGGAUGCUCUGGAUAACUUGAUCAAAGACUGUUCUCAGCAAUUGUUUGAGUUAACAGAUGACAAAGAAAAUGAAAGACUAGCAUAUGUGACAUAUCAAGAUAUCCAUAGUAUUCAAGCUUUCCACGAACAGAUUGUUAUUGCAGUUAAAGCACCAGCAGAGACCAGAUUGGAUGUUCCAGUACCGAGAGAAGAUUCUAUUACAGUACAUAUAAGGAGCACCAACGGACCCAUUGAUGUUUAUUUAUGUGAAGUGGAACAAGAUCACUCAAAUAAUAAAACGUCUGAAGGUGAAAGGGCCUCUUCAUCUAAAAAAAGCAAACCAAAACAGCCCGAUAAAGAAGAACAUCCUCUGCAGCAAAGCGAAGAGUUGCUUGAUGUGAGCACCUGAUAAUGUUUCAGAAUUCCUGGACUGGGUUUUUUUUUUUUUUUUUGGAUACCCUAAAGGGGUGAAUUUUGUGUCAGAUUUUAUUCUAGGGGCAAUAACUCGUUCCCGACAUUUCCGCUGUCUCAGUAGCAGCAGAGGCCAGUAGCCUCAGUGAGUGGUUGGCUGCUUAGUUGACUGGAUUAUUCUGGUCACCACAUUUGACAUUGAACUUUUCCCAUUCACUGCUUUCUGUCAGUGAACUGAACCGUUCGUUCGCCUGCUGAAAUGACCGCAUCGUAGAGUGUCAAGAAAAUAGAAGAUUCUUCUUGGAGUCACCCUUUCCUUCGAAGAUCAUGUGUCUUUAUCCCAAAAGAAAUUGCCUUACACAGGCACGUGCCUGUAUUCAGUUACUGUGCGUUGGGUGGUUGAACACAUGCAGCUCUAUGUGAUGUCUUUGUGUAUAUAUCUGUACAGUGUCUGGAUUCCUUAAGAGACAUCUAAAUGAAGCUUGUAUAGCCAAAAAUAAUGUAUAUAUGGAGAGUAACAAAUUCUCUAAUUUCUGUGGUAUCUAUAACUUAUUAGAAUCCUCUGAAGGAGGGUUAGAGAAUUUUUCCCCCAGACUUCUACAUGUAGAAGUAUCUUAGAUAUGCUACACAUUUUAAAGUUUAUUAACUAAAUCAGGAUGACUCCCAGUGCUCGGAUUAGAUUUCAAGAUUUCUGCAGAGUCACUGUGUCCAAGCAGACCGGUGGCAUACCUCUAGGUUUGGGGGAGCAGGGGCAAUCAUAGAAAUGCCACCAGGUAAUUUCAUUCAUUGAAAGAGUUGGAUUCAGUUGUUGUGAAAGUGGAAGCUAUUUUUACCUUUUUGCAAGCCGAUUUUGUAAUAGGUCUCAGUCUGCAGCCUUGCUUUUUGGAUGAGGUUUACUUUAAUACCCUGCCCUCUCGCCAGCUCUAGUCUCGCAUUUCAAGUACCUAGCUAUUUCUACCUCAUUGGGUAAGUCAUUUACCACUCUGUGCCUCAGUUUACUCCGUAGUUUACCAUUAGACUGUGAGCUCCUUGAGGGACUGUGUCUUAACCAUUGUUAUACCCAACGCCUUGCACCAUGCCUGGCACAUUGAAAAGUGCUCAAUAAAUGUUGGAACAAAAAAAAAAAAAAAAGAAGAAGAAAAA